AAUUUAUAUGGGGGUUAUAAUAACGGCGCUAAUACUUUAUAUAUCAUUUUCUGCUUAUUUAAGGGGAUACCAUGGCGUCCAAAGGGUUAAAAGUGGACAGAAAGAUUACUAUUGUGUUUGAUCACUGAGACUUUAGGAAGUGUUGGUAGACACUUUAUUAGAGCGUCGGUAGACGCUAAUAUAUAGCUGGCACAGGUCAAAUCUCACGUGAUCCGCGUACACAACAACGCCUCAAAACUCUGUGAGAAUAACUUGUAGGCCUUCAAAACACACUAGCAAUAGUCUAUGGGCUCAUAUCUAUAUGCCCACAGACUUUAUACGUGCCUUCAGCUCUCUGCGCGAGAAAUCGCAGUGUAUCAAAUAUAAAAUUCAUGAAGAAAUGACAGUAUAAAAUAUAGGAACCGUAGGGAGUUAAAUUUUUCUUUUAUCCCCUUAAGUUGAAAAAAUUUGUUUUUGCUUUGACCUUGCUUUGCUGUCACAUAAUUAUGAUUCAUGCACAGUCAUUACGUACGGACUUAUCAAACUGUUCUAGUAGAGGUGUGUGGUAGAAUCUUAUACAGGCCUAGUAGAGAGGAAAGUGUUCCAAAGAGCCCUACCAGCAUAGUGGACAAUCUCCCUCCCCACAGUGCACCACGCGGCAAGAAAUGAACGGCCAUCACCAAGUCACUCAGACUCUGGACCACACCCAUAGCAGCUCGUGUGUAUAAACUGCGUUGCACUCUUAGACGGGUGGCAAUAUUUUGAUUGGGACUGCUCCGCUCUUGAAAAGUCACCCGUUUUCGCCCACUCCCACCAUCACUACCACUUGUUGACUUUGGUGCUGUGAAAGUGGACACUUGAGCCUGAGUUACAUCAAUCUCAGAUGAAAGCUGCUGUUUAUUACUCAGUGACUUGAUCUCUUGGCCAGUUUGCCACAGUGUAAAGAGGCUACGGACGCACGAAGAGACGAGAGAAGUCAUCCACAGCACGGUGCAAAAGUUCCAGUGUCGAAGAGGAUUUGAAUGGUAGAAUUUUGAGGUCCGUGGCCCAUGCCAGGUGCUCCGUUGGGUAGUAGAGGAGGCCAGAGAGGGAGGAGAGGAAGUCCGCGAUUUUUAGAACGACGGAAGAAUCCUGUGGAAAUUACACAAGCGCAUGCGUGUUGUUUUAUGUAGCGCAUGCGAUAUGACCUGUACGUAUGUACGCACCUUUGGUCUUUUCCAGCCGGCUAGGGUCUGUGCGAGAUUGGGUAUGUCGUCUAGCAGCCUCAGUGUCGUCCUCAUGCUGGAGACGGAGGACGCCAGCGCAGCAAAUCGGGCGGAAGCGACGGGCAGGCGUUGAUCCAGGGCGCCGGCGCAGAGCGUGGAGGUGAAUUGGAGCGUGCGAAACACCUGAUCUCUGUUCCAGUAGUUGUCCAGGAACGUUGACACCUCCUGCAGUGGCUUGCUCAUGGCCAUCAUAUCAGGGAUCCUCCUAGUGGAUUUUCAAUAUUACGUUGUGUGCGACGGCCGAGUGCGCUAAAUUAGAGAUACGCAGCAACGAGCCCCACCCCUUUUGCAGUGCCGGGCCGGCCGGCUCACAGUUCAGGGAGAAAUGCCUGUGCCACUGUCCACUGUCGAAGGCUCUCCUUCGCACCGACCUGCAAAGAAGGGAAGGCAGCGUAGAGGGACGACGUCUCACGUGAUAGACGUAAACGCUCAGCUGAUAGAGGCAGUCUCGCAGGAGAAAAUCUCGGUGGUGCGCAGACUGCUGUCCUCCGGUGCUGACCCCAAUGCCAGUUCCUCACACUCGACCAGAGACCCAGCUCUCAUGCUAGCCUGCAGUCUCCCCUCGCCGGAGUCCCGCCACCUCCUGGCUAGUGUCCUACUGGGCAGCGGCGCUAGAGUAGACGCCGAAAACAGCGUUGGAGAGACGGCGCUUAUGAGAGCGGCCAUGGCUGGAGAUGCUGGGACUUGCUUCCUGCUCCUGGGAGCCGGUGCUGCUGUGGGGAAAGAGGACUGCAGUGGUAACACUGCCCUGACCUAUGCAGCUGAGAACGGGAAUGAAGACACAGUAGGACUCGUGGUACAGUCGGCCAAGCAGCAGGGCUGUGACAUCGACCACAGGAACAUGAAGGGUCUAACCGCACUGCUCUUAACCUGUCAGCGAGGCAACUUGUCUGCUGCCCGUAUUCUCGUCAAAGGAGGGGCCUCCCCUACAAUUAGGGACCUUGAUAACUUCACUACUGCGGGGGAGUGGAUGAAAAGGAGUGGGUGUUAUUUGGAGUCGGACCUGAAAUUCCUGUUUCCCGUCUCACGAAAGAAGAGCUACUAUCGCCGUCAGAGGCAAGAGAGAGGGAUAAAGACACUCAGCGAUUAUCUAUCUUCAGAGUCCGAAUCAGACAACAGCAGUGUGUUCACGGGAAGAGAGUUCACCAAGAGCGACAGAAACUUGUUCGGUGAUCGAUCAACGAAACUCUCUCUCUCCCCUUCGCUGAUCCAAGCCGCAAGUCCUUCUAGGUCAAUGUUCGAUAUCCAAUCCAGUACCAACUGUUUGACUGCUCUCCCCUCCCUCUCCCCCUCCUCCUCUCUCUCGCCGUUCCGCAAGAAAUCAAUCCUCCCACGACUCCCCAACAAACCAAAGCCCCUGGAAUCAUCGCCCGAUUUCAAAACGGAGCUCUACCACUCGCGCCACUUGAAACAGAGGCAAGUCUAUGUGACUCCGAACCGACAGAGUGGCGGGUUUCAUACGGGGGCCCUCCAACCUAUUCCGGGGGACCCUCUGGAGAAAAUCAGUCAGCAGACACAAACAGGUGGUGGUGGUGGGAGGGAGAGGGGGGAUCUGGUGCAUGGUGGAAAGAGAGGAGGGAAGAGAGGGAAACACAGAAGCCUACCGCCACUCUAACACUCACUUCAUAU
Molecule: messenger RNA, 2873 nt
Organism: Geodia barretti
Lineage: Eukaryota; Metazoa; Porifera; Demospongiae; Tetractinellida; Geodiidae
Source: the annotation of a GenBank genome assembly